AACGUUGCACAAGGCCCCGCACCGGGAGGCGCGAGCCCGCCCUCAAAUGCAACAUCUCGCGCCUCCCGUGUGCCCGAAAUGAGGCGAACUCGGAGCUGUUGACUCCUACUAAGCGACAUGACAUACUAUGCGUCUUAAGCUGGAGCCCGCACGACCUUUCCAGACGAGCGACGUUCACUCUGCUUGCGCGGUUGGCAUGUCGGCCUUGUCGGCCAGCCCCCCCGCAGGGGGUUGGGCACGUACGGUGGGGCGCAUGCGGAUGCAAAAGUGGUCAGUGCCGGAGCGCUAGAGCAGCCGGCAUAUGGGAAGCAGAUCAUGUGGCUGAUGUAUGAGUGCCCCGACACCCGCUUCGACGGCCUGGCCAUGCGCUUCAUGGACAUCCGCAAGCGUGUGUACGAGGUGCCGGAGCUGGGCAAGAAGGCCACCAUGGUGUGCAUCCCCACCACCUCGGGCACCGGCUCCGAGGUGACGCCCUUCUCAGUCGUCACGGACGAGCGCCUGAGCGCCAAGUACCCGCUGGCCGACUACGCGCUGACGCCCAGCAUGGCCAUCGUGGACCCCCAGCUGGUGCUCAACAUGCCCAAGAAGCUGACCGCCUGGGGCGGCAUUGACGCCCUGACGCACGCGCUGGAGAGCUACGUGUCCAUCUGCGCCACCGACUACACCAAGGGUCUAUCGCGCGAGGCGAUCAGCCUGCUGUUCAAGUACCUGCCCCGCGCCUAUGCCGACGGCUCCAACGACUACGUGGCGCGCGAGAAGGUGCACUACGCCGCCACGAUCGGCAUGGCCUUCGCCAACGCCUUCCUGGGCAUCUGCCACUCCAUGGCGCACAAGCUGGGCGCCGCCUACCACGUGCCGCAUGGCCUGGCCAACGCCGCGCUGAUCAGCCACGUCAUCCGCUACAACGCCACCGACAUGCCCGCCAAGCAGGCCGCCUUCCCCCAGUACCAGUACCCCACUGCCAAGCAGGACUACGCCGACCUGGCCAACAUGCUGGGCCUGGGCGGCAACACCACGGACGAGAAGGUGAUCAAGCUGAUUGAGGCGGUGGAGGAUCUGAAGAAGAAGGUCGACAUCCCGCCCACCAUCAAGGAGAUCUUCAAUGACCCCAAGACCGACGCCGACUUCCUGUCGCACGUGGACGCCCUGGCUGAGGACGCGUUCGACGACCAGUGCACGGGCGCCAACCCGCGCUACCCGCUGAUCGCCGACCUGAAGCAGAUCUACCUGGACGCGCACGCCGCGCCCAUCCUGCCCAUCAAGUCGCUGGUGUUCUUCUCCAAGAUCCACUAGAGCAGCUGGCGGCCCGGCCCGGCCGGCCGGCCGCGGCCUGCAGCGCCCUGUGGAGUAGCAGCGCCGCGCAAUGAGGAGGGCGGAGGAGUGAGGAUGGGGAUGAGGAGCAGGGAGCAAGCCAGCGAUUCAUGGCGUGGUGUGGUGAUGGGUGGUGCGCUGGAAGGCCCGCGCUCCUGCGCUGCUGCGUCAAGCGGCGGGCCCAGGAGCGCUGUUUGCGCAGCGGAGUGACCGUCUGGCACAUUGGGCCGCGCGGCAUGGUAGCACAGCCACACCGCCACCACCACCACCAUCCGGUGUACAGAGCGGCGCGCAAUGGAUGUAUCGACGGGGACAUUUGCGCACCACACUGCGCCGUGUGUGCAGAUGUAUGCCCUACGACUUGUUGUUGAGUGAGACGGGUUUCGAGGACGGGCGGGGUGUUUGAAGCGUGGCACAUGCCGCCGCCCCGCCGGCGUUGGCUUCCCCGCAUGUGCACUUGCUCUGCUUGUCGUUUGGUAGCGUUCGUGUACAGCAUUGCUUUCGCAGCAUCAUGUGAGUGUGGUGCGUAGAUAGGCGCGUCUGCAGGGCGGGGGGGUAGCCGUCCAUGCGGACGGUAUGGGUCAAUUUUGAUACGAAGUGCUGAUGCCCCGGCGUGUACCCUGCUCUAAACGUCAGCGGCGAAGGAGGGGCAGCGGAAUGCACGCUUGUCGCUCGAAACCACACCAACAUGCAUGCAUGCGCAUGCCAGCUUUCGCUUGUCAUCGCCGCAUGCAUCAGGCGCAACUUGUUCCCCUAAGCAGU
Chlamydomonas reinhardtii is the source of this 2073-nucleotide messenger RNA. RefSeq lists its product as uncharacterized. The transcript has 7 exons. Gene Ontology annotation, cellular component: mitochondrion. The coding region runs from base 316 to 1293 and encodes 325 amino acids. The record is from RefSeq and is a predicted model, not a curated record. Gene Ontology annotation, molecular function: alcohol dehydrogenase (NAD+) activity; metal ion binding. Lineage: Eukaryota; Viridiplantae; Chlorophyta; Chlorophyceae; Chlamydomonadales; Chlamydomonadaceae.